Rattus norvegicus (Norway rat) is the source of this 2596-nucleotide messenger RNA. RefSeq names its product polycomb group ring finger 1 (gene Pcgf1). NCBI's taxonomy places the organism in Eukaryota, Metazoa, Chordata, Mammalia, Rodentia, Muridae. Gene Ontology annotation, cellular component: nucleus; PcG protein complex. The record is from RefSeq and is a predicted model, not a curated record.
UGUAGCCCUGGCUAUCCUGGAACUUGCUCUGUAAACUAGGCUGGGCUCAAACUCAGAGAUCUACUGCCUCUGCCUUGUGUGUUAGAACUAAAGGCGUGUGCCACCAUACUUGGCUCCACAAUCUGAUUUUUCAAUCUUAUGAUUUACUUAUUGCUUGUUUCUGUUGUUAGUGCUCUGUUAUGUAACCUAGGAUGACCCUGAACUCCAGACCCUAACCCAAUACCCCACCCCCACCCCCGUAAGUGCUGGGAUUACAGGCCUCUGUCAUUAUUUUUAAACAGCUUUUUUUAAACUGCUAUUUCCUUACAAGCCUUGUUAGUCUCCUCUCUAUCCCUUAAACAGCUUUCUUGCAGUUUAAUUUACAAUAAGCUGAAAGUAUUUAAAGUGUAUAUUGUCUUGACAUAUACACAUGUCCACUAAACUAGCAGUGUGAUCAAAAUGAGAAACACAUCAUCAAAAACAUACAUACAUACAUACAUACAUACAUACAUACACAUACAUACUGUGGCUGUCUUCAGACACCAGAAGAGGGUAUCAGAUCCCAUUACAGAUGGUUGUGGUUGCUGGGAAUUGAACUCAGGACCUCUGGAAGAGCAGUCAGUGCUUAACCGCUGAGCCAUCUCUCCAGCCCACGUGUGUGUGUGUGUGGUGUGUGUGUGUGUAUGUGUGUAUGUAUGUAUGUGUAUGUGAGAUCAAUGAAGGCAUGGGCGAGCAGUCAAGACCGGCAAUGGCUCAGUGGUGACGAGGUGGCUUGGACCAGGGAGGAAAACCAUAGCUGCGAGAAGUCACUUAACAAGUCAUUAAUUCGUUCUUGAUGCUUAUAUACUCCAUUCGGAGUACAACAUUUUAUUCCAUUUAUGGGGUAACAAACACACACUCCUUUCUGUGAGGUCCCAGAUACCAUCAAUCUAACUAUUCCAACUAUUUUAGGUCCCAUCCCUUCCAUUACAGCUCUCCCACACCUGUUUCUUUGACCGUUUCCCUCCACACUGCCUUUUCUACUUCCUUCACAUUUAGACUUCUCAUCCAUCCAUAUGUCGAUCAGGCCCACACAAAAGUUCCAUUUUCUCCAGAAAGCCUUUUAACUUUCCGCCAGUAUCUCCCCUCUCGCUCCAAUCUCCAAUUGUACUCGAUGCUAAUAACGCUGUAGAAUAAAUUUAUUCUUUUUAAGUUCCCCUGUAAGGACCCAGGAUGACAGUGUGCCAUAUCUGGGGCCCGGGGCCUAUGCUACUGCAUGCACUCGCUGCCCAAGUAUCCUCGCUGUCAAUCCUCCCCUCCUCCUUCAGCAUCUGCUCUGCAUUAGUCUGUCCCAGGCCUCCGCAGGCGCCGAUGAUUAAAUCAUCAUCAUUAACCAGGGCCUAUCCUGGGCAGCAGGGAGAGAGUGGGGAGUAAGAUCGCUACGUUUCCCGGGGGAGGGGGGUAUCUCUCCCUCCCCACCCCGCCCAGGGCACCCUCUCCUAGACUUCGCGAGCCGGGAAAAACUCCCGCGGCGACUGGAGGAGGCCCGCGGCUCGGACGCAGCUCCGCAACGCAGACGCCUUAGCGGAGCAGGGCUACACUGCACAGUGAGGACCCCGGGUCUGAGGCGAGGUCGGGUCCAGGGACUCCCGCGCUCUGAAGCUGGAGCGGCCGGCGAUAGCCCGACCUUGGGGUCCCGGGGCACAGGCUAUCACAAGCUCCCGAAGCUGAUCCAGAGGUUGUGUGCGCGCCGUCCGAAGAACGCCUGUGGAAGCGUGCACAGCAGAGACCCUGCUUCACGCUUCCCCCACUCCCUAACGACCACCGAGUGUUGGGGGGGGUCAGCGGGCUCAGGAGGAGGUCCGGGUGAAGAUCAAAGACCUGAAUGAACACAUCGUUUGCUGCCUAUGCGCGGGCUACUUCGUGGACGCCACCACUAUCACAGAGUGCCUCCACACCUUCUGCAAAAGUUGUAUCGUGAAGUACCUGCAGACCAGCAAGUACUGCCCCAUGUGUAACAUCAAGAUCCACGAGACGCAGCCGUUGCUCAAUCUCAAACUGGAUCGGGUCAUGCAGGACAUAGUGUAUAAGCUAGUACCAGGCUUGCAAGACAGUGAAGAGAAACGGAUUCGGGAAUUCUAUCAGUCCCGAGGCUUGGACAGAGUCUCCCAGCCCAGUGGUGAAGAGCCAGCCCUGAGCAACCUUGGCCUCCCCUUCAGCAGUUUUGACCACUCUAAAGCCCACUAUUAUCGAUACGAUGAGCAGCUGAGCCUAUGCCUGGAGCGGCUGAGUUCUGGCAAAGACAAGAAUAAAAAUGUCCUUCAGAACAAGUAUGUUCGAUGUUCUGUUAGAGCUGAGGUCCGCCAUCUCCGAAGGGUUCUGUGUCACCGACUAAUGCUAAAUCCACAACAUGUACAGCUCCUUUUUGACAAUGAGGUUCUCCCUGAUCACAUGACAAUGAAGCAGCUAUGGCUUUCCCGCUGGUUCGGCAAGCCAUCUCCUUUGCUUCUACAAUACAGUGUGAAAGAGAAGAGGAGGUAGGGGCCAGGCUUGCUUCCACCCCCUUCCCACCCCUCCCAGAUAUUUAUGUGAAAUUAACUGCGGUUUUAUUUUUUGAAAUAAAUGCUUUUAAAAAGCA